GACUCAGAUCGUCAGAUGCGAAUUUGGAGCCCAUCGAUCUGAUCCGUCUCCUUCCAGCCGGGGUUCAGCGUGGCAUCUGGUUGAAGGAGCGGCGGCCUCUCGAGAUGACGAUGCGGCCGUUCCGUGGCCAUGGUAUCGCCCUCGCCCUUCUCCUCCCUCGUCUCCUCCUCCUCCUCUCCUUGGAGCCGCAACUCUCACUCGGAGGCGACGGAGUUUGCGAGCUCAGCGUCCGCCGCCAGGGCGUCAUCUACAACUACAGCUUGGCGUCGCCCACCUCCAAAUACCCUCACGGCGUUCUCAGCGAAGACGGGUUUUACAAAGUGGUUGUAAAUGACACUUCACUCUGGUUUCAGCUCUGUGAUCAAAUGAUAUUCAACCAUGAUCCACCAAGAUGUUUUGGCUGUCAGGAUUGUGGUGGUCCACUUCACUGUGGUACGGCAUGCAGUGCACUUGUGGCAAGCAACGUAGGAGGAUAUCCUGUUUGCACAACUAUUGGAAGGUCUUCAGAUUUAUACAUUGCUCUUAUAGAUCAGAAGUAUCCUCUGAAAGGUGUUCUUGUUAAGUCAUCCUCAUUCGGAACCCAGGAUAAUUGCUCGCUUUCUGUUUCCAUCUUCUGUGAUUCAAAUGAAGUCCAAGUUCCAAAUUCUCUGAACAUUACAGGAAAAUGUGACUAUGCCGUGGCACUUAGGCAUCCAUCUGGGUGUGCAAAAGUUAUUUAUGUAAAUGGAAGAGGAUGGGGCUUGUUUGGAACAGUAAUUAUGAUCAUUUUGUGCUUCUUAGUGGGCUACAUCCUUAUAGGCACAGUCUAUAGGUUCUUUUUCCAGGGGAUUCAUGGUGCAGAAGCUAUUCCAAACUUAGAUUUUUGGCUCAGCUUGCCGCACAGAGCAAAGAAUAUGCUAGAUUCUGUUUGCUUUACUCCAUCAUGGCGAGUCCUUUUGCUAUUACACACUGAAAGAGAGAAAACAAACUUUUGGAGUAACCAAGCAAUGGCUCUCGUCUUUGAUGCAGUUGUGACUUGUACACUUUCUUUCUUUCUUUCAUUUUUUCCCCUAUAACCUUCAAGUUAAGCUGAGUUUGCCUUCGACAUUGUUUUUUUAUUGUUUCGUUAUAUGUUGUUGAAGGUAAUGAACUCCUUGAUAUAGUCAUAAUGUUCUUUAAGAAAAUAAUAUGCUCUUCAUAUGCUAACCGGCAGUGAUCAAUUGUUGACAAAGAGUGGAUGGUCGACUACAACAAUGAGCCUCCCCUGGCGAUCCCUUCCUGCGAAGACUUUUGGUGAGUUGCCCAAUUUUAGAGGAGAUAUCAGAUCACUACAUCGAGAAGUUAAAGCAGAAGUGGCCCCAAUUUCAGAGGAGAAGACAGUAGAUUGGUGACAAGAUAAGGUGUUGAAGUAGAAGGAUGAGGAGAUUGAUAAUCAUUAGUGGGGAGUGCAAGAAGCUGCAAGGGGAGCUCAAGAAGAUUACGAAAAUGCAGCUGAAUUCUCUGAUUCUAUCUGUAGUCGAAUGAGUAUAAAAGGUGAUCAAAGAUAUACAAAAUGAGUAUAAUCAAUGAAUGGUCUAUCCACAAGUAAUGAAAUUGCUCCGUCGAGACCUCGAAGCGAGAAGCGAGAGUGCAUAACUAUGGAGAAAUGGGAGUCUUGUCGCCUUUCAAAUUGAAGUUGCCAUUCUAGAAAAUGGAUCGAAUGGAAUUUGAAGAACUCGACUACUAUUUAUUGGAUUGAUGGCUUGAUGAAGAACUUGCGGAGCUCGAGAAAUUUUUGACUAUCCCAAUAAAGUUAAAAAUGGAGAUGAAGCUAAAGUUUGUAGGGGUAAAUUGAGAAUUUCCCGAUAAAGAGCGGUGUGGUUGGAGCACCAGCCCUUUUCUCCUCUUCCUCUCCGACGGAUCUGCAGGCGUGUUUGGCAACGUGCUGUCGGCGAGACGAUGUCCAUCUCCAACGGUCUCCACCACCGCCACCGAGACGACGACGCCACCGACGAUGACGACGACCACGACGACGCUCACUACCAGCCCAUAUCCGCCUUAGAAGACGACGGAUCUGCACCCAGCUCCGAUUCCGACGAACACGCGGCCGCUGUCCCCUCCCCAAUCCGAUCCAACGGCGGCGUGUUCCAUAUCCAGAACCCUAGCCCUGGCGUCUUCUUUCUCGACGCCGAGGGAGUCCUAUCGGCUCUGGAUCUGAAUGGACCUCCCGUUGACGGCGCUGGUGGAGGCGCGGAGGCAGAGGCGGCGGAUGAAGAGGCCGAGGAGGAAGAGGAGAGGGUGAGGCAGCUGGAGGCGUCGAUCUCGAGGGCGUUCAGCGAG
This is a messenger RNA of Zingiber officinale, 2298 nucleotides long. RefSeq lists its product as uncharacterized. The record is from RefSeq and is a predicted model, not a curated record. NCBI's taxonomy places the organism in Eukaryota, Viridiplantae, Streptophyta, Magnoliopsida, Zingiberales, Zingiberaceae. The transcript has 13 exons. The coding region runs from base 105 to 1055 and encodes 316 amino acids.